CUUCUCAGUGUCCAUAGAGAGAAAAUUCCUGCCACGUGUUAUCCAGAGACAUUAAGUCCUAUUCUUCUUUCACAGGCCGAUCCGAAGGAGCUGAUUCGACUGGUCACGCAGCAUGUCUCCUCAUAUUCGGCCUGGCCAGAGGAGCUGCAGAAGCUAAUCAGCCAGCUGUACGUGUACAAUGAGCGCCUGACAGACUUCACUCAGGCUCAGGUGUUGCAGGGCCUGGGCCGGGGAGUGGACGUGCAGCGCUUCAGCUCUGACUUGGAGUACAAGAAAAACACUAUUCUCGGCCUCACAGAGACACUGGAUGACAGCGUGUACAGGAUUGCUUUAUCCCUGGCAAAGCGUUACUCCGUCCCUCUGUGGGAGGUCUACAUGACCCACCUCGAGUUCCUCUUUACAGAAAGCAGGUGCAUGCACACAUACAUAAUCACAUUAGCUCUUUGUGAUUUUCUUACUUUUUUUUUCCUUCCUUUGGUGUUUUAUUGUAGUAGAUAUGCACAAAAUAAUCAUCCAGAGAUUAGAAUUGUCUAAUUCACCUGCUCUGAUGGUUGAUUGGAAGGUCUAAUACUAAAGAAAUUGAAGACUUUUUUUUUUUAACCUUUGUUCAUUACAUUCGUCAAACUCAAGAAUCGUUAACCCUUUUUAGUCUAUAAAUGCAUCAGCCAACAACAUGCACUUUGAGUUUUAUAAAAAAAAAUCUCUAAGGUUAGGAACAAACGAUGCAUAAGUGGGGAUAAUAUUGCUUUCUAUGCAAUUCAGAACCAAUAGCUUUAUCAGAGAAGAACAUUUUCUCACUAAUGUAUUAUCCUAAUAGAUAAAAUGAUUAAAAAUAAUUGAUUGAAAUCAAAAAUCACUGAUAAGCGUAUCAUUAGUUUGUAGGUUUACAGCACUUCUCCACAACAUUAUCAUAAAAAACAAAACAA
This is a messenger RNA of Poecilia latipinna (sailfin molly), 926 nucleotides long. RefSeq names its product neuroblastoma-amplified sequence-like. The record is from RefSeq and is a predicted model, not a curated record. Gene Ontology annotation, biological process: retrograde vesicle-mediated transport, Golgi to endoplasmic reticulum. The transcript has 2 exons. The annotation marks the transcript as partial. Gene Ontology annotation, molecular function: SNARE binding. NCBI's taxonomy places the organism in Eukaryota, Metazoa, Chordata, Actinopteri, Cyprinodontiformes, Poeciliidae. Gene Ontology annotation, cellular component: Dsl1/NZR complex.